UGCAACCAGUAAGCAAUUAGGAAAAGAAUCAGUUGAAUUCAGUUGCAAUUGGAAAAUUUUCAAUUGCAAUCAUAAUGCAAUUCACCAAUGUUCACAUAACAUCCAACAACUAAGGAGUUGAUUGGGCUCUAAUGCAAUUCUCAUUCAAAUAUGAAUUAGCAAAGUGGUUAAAAUAUAACACUUCUAGUGGUUCAUUUAAUUGUUGCCUUGCAUAAUGACUUUCCUAACAAAACUAUUUCUUUGACAUAGGUCAACUUCCGCCCUCAAUACAACAGUAGCUGAAUAGUUCCCAUUCUUCCAAGAUGGAUCGUCCAGAAAAUACGAUAAGUCAACUAAUACAAGAGGAUCAUAGAUCAAAGUGGAUCGCACAUAGCAAUCACAAUGUGAAAUGUUUCACAGAAGAUGAGAUAAUAAGAAUAACCAACAACUUUGAAACUAUGCUUGGCAAAGGUUCCUUUGGUGAAGUUUACAAAGGAGUUCUUGAGGACCAAAGUAUUGUUGCAGUGAAGAGGUUUAUCCACAAUGUAAAAGAAGACUUUGCCAAAGAGUUGACCGUCCAUAGUGAAAUCAAUCACAAGAACGUAGUCAGACUGGUCGGCUACUGCGCAGAUGAAAAUGCCCUAAUGAUGGUCACCGAGUAUGUUAUUAAAGGGAACUUAAGCGACGCCCUUCACCGGGAGAAUACUCCCAUCCCCUUGGAUACUAGACUCAGAAUUGCCAUUGAGUGUGCGGAGGCAUUGUGCUAUAUGCAUUCACAAAUGUAUACUCGAGUUAUUCAUGGUGAUAUCAAGCCUGCUAAUAUACUCUUAGAUGACAGGCUAAAUGCGAAAUUAUCGGACUUUGGAAUAUCAAGGCUGGUCAACACAGAAAAUACUCUAUACACUCUAAAUGUGAUAGGAAGUAUAGGUUACAUGGACCCAUUGUUUGCUCUGGAUGGUCGGCUCACACCAAAGAGUGAUGUUUAUAGUUUCGGGGUUGUACUUGUGGAAUUGAUUACUAGAAAAAAAGCGAAAACAGAUGAUGGAGAUGUUGGCUUGGUUAAAAUUUUUACUCAAUCUCUUGCAAAAGGCAUUAGGAGGGUGAGGGAGAUGUUUGAUGCGGAAAUUGCAAUCCCUGGCGACCUGAAGACUGUUGAAGAGAUUGCAAAGUUGGCAGGUAAAUGUCUGAGAUUGGAGUUCGACAAACGUCCUGACAUGUUAGAAGUUGCAGAACGUCUUCGCAAGCUUAGAAAUGCUGCACAUGAAAGGACAGCUCGGUUUUCCUGGGGAAGAAGAUACAAGCCAGCCCAGGCCCAGACGAAAUCAUCACAAGAAAGCAACAUUCGCAGCCAAAGCGUGAGAAUUGCAGCUCCAGCUAAAGUGGCACCAUCACAAGAAAGCAAUAGUCGCAGCCAGAGCGUAAGAACUGCAGCUCAAGUUGAAGUGGCACCAUCACAAGAGAGGAGUGGCACAAUUCACUAUGUGGGGAAUUUUCGCUUGAGCUCGACAGCGACAGAUAAUUUGCUAGAGCUGGUUGAUUUGCUUCAGGCGCCGGCUGGCGGUUAUACAGGUGGAAGUAUGUACAGGUUGACGCUACGUGAGAAUGGAGUCAAGUUGGCUGUGAAACGGGUUAAGGGAGCGGACUUGUCGAAGGCCGAGUUUGAGCAGCGUGCCACGAUGAUUGGCGCCAUCCAGAGUGAACACAUCGUGCCACUGCAGGCGUAUUACUAUGACAAGAAUGAGAUUCUGCUAAUGUACGAUAGCUUCACCAGCCUAGAACAAGCUCUCUACGGAGAGGGAGGCCCAUGUCCGCUGGACUUGAAACAGCGUGUAGCCAUUUCGCUUGCUGCUGCGCGCGGUGUGGCGUACAUCCACUCAGUCGGGCCAUCGAGCUGCCACGGCAACAUCAAUUCGUCGAACGUCAUACUCAAACGUAACUAUGGUGCAAGCUUGUUGGAGCAUGGCCUGACGACCCUUGGCUUGUUCCCUGGUGUCUCCGGCUACAGCGCGCCUGAGAUCACCGACGCUAAUUGGGUCUCUCAGGAAGCUGACGUCUACAGUUUUGGUGUGCUAAUGCUAGAGCUUCUCACCGGCAAGCCUCCUCUAAGGAGGACAGAACAUGCGGAGGAGGGUGCAUAUUUGCCAUGGUGGGUGCGUUCCGUUGGACGCCGGAAGUGGAGGGCGAAGGUGAUUGACAUGCAGCUCCUAGCACGGCAGCACGCGGAAGGUGAAGAUGAAUUUAUGGUGCGACUCCUGUUGCUUGGCAUAAAUUGCAGCAGCGAAGAUGCCAAGUUGAGGCCUACAAUCCAUGAUGUGGUGCAGCAUAUCGAGGAGAUGACAACUUGA
Molecule: messenger RNA, 2324 nt
Organism: Lolium rigidum
Lineage: Eukaryota; Viridiplantae; Streptophyta; Magnoliopsida; Poales; Poaceae
Product: probable inactive receptor kinase RLK902
Exons: 2
Coding region: 303-2324 (673 amino acids)
Biological process (GO): protein phosphorylation
Cellular component (GO): plasma membrane
Molecular function (GO): protein kinase activity; ATP binding
Source: RefSeq, a predicted model, not a curated record